This is a messenger RNA of Condylura cristata (star-nosed mole), 5122 nucleotides long. It is a transcript of the gene EARS2, whose product is annotated as glutamyl-tRNA synthetase 2, mitochondrial. The transcript is spliced from 9 exons. NCBI's taxonomy places the organism in Eukaryota, Metazoa, Chordata, Mammalia, Eulipotyphla, Talpidae. Gene Ontology annotation, molecular function: ATP binding; zinc ion binding; glutamate-tRNA ligase activity. Gene Ontology annotation, biological process: glutamyl-tRNA aminoacylation. Bases 23 to 1594 code for a protein of 523 amino acids. The record is from RefSeq and is a predicted model, not a curated record.
CACGCGUGAGAUUCCGCUCCACAUGGCGGUGCUCCUGAAGAGAUUGCUGCGGGCGGGGAGGCCCCCGGCGGCCUUUGGCCGCUCAGUGGUGCGGCUGGAAGCCAGCCUGGGCACUGAUCCCGGGGCUGCGGUGCGAGUGAGGUUCGCCCCCAGCCCCACAGGCUUCUUGCAUCUGGGCGGCCUCCGGACUGCCUUAUACAACUACAUCUUUGCCAAGAAACAUGGAGGAAGCUUCAUCCUGAGGCUGGAGGACACGGACCAGACCCGCCUUGUGCCUGGGGCUGCGGAGAACAUCGAGGACAUGCUGGAGUGGGCAGGCAUCCCCCCGGAUGAGAGCCCCCGCCGAGGAGGUCCAGCUGGGCCCUACCAGCAGUCUCAGCGACUUGAGCUCUAUGCCCAGGCCGCUGAAGCUCUGCUGAAGACUGGAGCAGCAUACCCCUGUUUCUGUUCACCACAGCGGCUGGAACUCCUGAAGAAGGAGGCCCUGAGGAACCGCCAGACACCCCGGUACGACAAUCGGUGCCGGAACCUAAGCCAGGGGCAGGUGGCCCAGAAGCUGGCCAAGGAGCCCAAGCCUGCCAUCCGUUUCCGCCUGGAGGAGGAGGCACCGGCCUUCCAGGACCUGGUGUAUGGCUGGAGUCGGCAUGAAGUGGCCAGCGUGGAGGGGGACCCUGUCAUCCUGAAGAGCGAUGGCUUCCCCACCUACCACCUGGCCUGCGUGGUGGACGACCACCACAUGGGCAUCAGCCAUGUGCUGCGAGGCUCCGAGUGGCUGGUCUCCACUUCCAAGCACCUGCUUCUCUACCAGGCCCUGGGCUGGCCGCCACCUCGCUUUGCCCACCUGCCGCUGCUCCUCAACCGGGAUGGCAGCAAACUGUCCAAGAGGCAAGGGGACAUUUUCCUGGAGCACUUUGCAGCUGCCGGCUUCCUGCCCGAUGCCUUGCUCGACAUCAUCACCAACUGCGGCUCAGGCUUUGCAGAUAACCAGAUGGGCAGGACCUUGCCGGAGCUGAUAUCACAGUUUGACCUGUCCCGGAUUACCUGCCACUCAGCCCUGCUGGAUCUGGAGAAGCUCCCAGAAUUCAACCGACUGCACCUCCGGCGGCUAGUGAGCAGUGAGACACAGCGACGCCGGCUGGUGGGGAGGCUGCAGGCCCUCGUGGAGGAGGCAUUUGGGAGCCAGCUGCGGGACAGGAGCGUCCUGGACCCCGCCUACGUGGAGAGGAUCAUUCUGCUGAGACAGGGUCACAUCUGCCACCUGAAGGAUUUGGUCUCCCCGAUGCACGCCUACCUGUGGAUGCGCCCCGCUGUGGGCCGAGCGCAGCUGGACACCAUCUUGGAGAAGGUGGAUGAGGUCGCCACACGCGUGCUGCGGCUCUUCGAAGGACCCAGUACAAGCUUAACUCAGGAGGUGCUGAAUGGAGAACUGAGGAAGCUGUCAGAAGGUCUGGAAGGCACCAAACACAGUAACGUGAUGAAGCUCCUCCGAGUAGCCCUGAGUGGACAGCUGCAAGGACCGCCAGUAGCUGAGAUGAUGGUGUCCUUGGGCCCAAAGGAAGUGCGGGAACGCAUCCAGAAGGUGCUUUCCAGCUAGAGAGAGGCGCGUUCUGGGGGAGAUGUCCCAGGAACCUGGACGCAUGCAGCUGCCUGCAGAGAGGAGGAGCAGGAGACCUGAGCCUGUCAGGACACUUGAGGAGGGAAGCAAGAGUGGAAACAGACUUUGUGCCCAUGAGCACAGCACGGCUCCACCACAGACCCGUCCUCGUGGGUUGGCCAAGGAGGUGCAGCCCCCCUCAGCUCCUUGACUCUGGAAGGGAGCUUCAUGUCCGGUGACACAGCACACAGCAGAGGUUAGAAACCGGAGGACUUGUGCCCUGGUCCACGGGGGCUGCCGUAACAACAGCCCACAGACUGGGGGUGUAAAUAGCCCAAAAUUUCUCUCUUCACAGUUCUGGGGCUGGAAGUGCAAGCUCAAGGCCUCAGAGGUGGUUUUCCUUGAGGCCUCUCUCCUUGGAUGAGAUGUCUGCCUUCUGGCCGUGGCCUCACCUGGGCCUUCCUGCUGCCUCUGAGUGUCCUCUGGUAAGGACACCAGCCAGCUUGGCUUAAGCCUCCCUCCCAGCCUCAUUUUAACUUAAUAACCUCCGCAAAGCUGUAACCAAAAUAGGUUACAUUCUGAGGUGCUCUUAGGGCUUCGACAUAGGAAUUUCGAGGAGACAGUUCAGCCCAUAACCCAGCAAGAACUGGCUCAUGGAUCCUGUUUUUGGGGUACAGUUUGGAGUUGGAGCCAUGAAAGGCAGGACUGACACAAGCAGGGCUGACAUGGGUGCCAGAUUGUAAAGGGAGAAGCUGCUCACCUGCCCAAGAGGAACUGCUUUGCACUGAUUGUCCUCCGGCAGCCUUUGUCUCCUUCCCCUCAAGCUCGUCUGUUCUCUCUUCCAGUGCUCCAGACUUGGUCCUUGGGCCAGGGACCUUCACCCCACCUGUCUUACCUCCUUCUCCAUAUCCACAUGCUCCUUCCACCCAUUACUUGAAAGGCACUCUGCGUAUUUCUGAGUGAGGUGGUCUUGGGGUGAAUAGCAAGAACUAAAGUCAAUAGAGGAUGAUGACUGAGCCCAAGGCCCCCUGUGGGCCACUAAACUGACCCCCAACCCCCAUGUGGCAACAGGAUUCCAAGACAGCUCCCAGACACAGCGAAUGGGGCACACGGCUCCCACCUAGUGCUGGGGUGCCUUACUCCCAGGAAAGCCAGUGUGCACAUCAUGAGGACAUGCACACAGCGCUGGUGAGGGGUCCCGUGACCAGGAGCUGAGCCCUCCUGCCAACAGCCUGGGGAGCUCAUCCUGACUGCGAUGCUCAGGGAAGAUCUUGAGCCAGAGCCACUCUCAGCCUGAGCCACACUCAGAUUAUGAGAAUAAAUGUUUGCUUAUUAUUUAGAGCUCUUGGUUUGGAGAUAAAUUGUUGCGCAAUUAAAAACAAAUACAUUUACCUUGUCUGGGGGAGCGUGGAGAGGUUUGCUGAGCCACUUGGAGACUUUUGCGCGAAAGGGUAGGUAAAGUUCUCUGGCUGCAAGCCAUAGAAACCAGCUCUGCCUAGCUUAGGUUUAUCGGGAACUCUCACUUCAUGGGGAGUUUCUUUAUGAAAGUCGAUACUCUGUGGAAAAGCCAAAACCAGGUCUUGGAAAAGACAGGAGCCAGAGAAGCGCACCUGCAUUCUUCAGUAUGGACAGCCUUGGAAAAGUAUUCCAAGCAAAGAGGUGAAAAGAGAACUACACAACCUCUGACGGGGUCAGAGCUGAGGGUAGUUGGGGGAGCGGUAGAAGAAGCAGUCGAGAAAUCCGACGGCCCGGUUCAGGGGGUCAGGUGCCAUCUGAUGCCAGUCACCAACUCCAGAUUCAAGCCAGCUUAAGGAAGAGUUCGUGUCCUUCAAAACAGGAAGUGCAAGGUGGGCACCAGGCUUGGUUAAUUAAGUGUGCAGUGACAUCAGUGUGGCUGCUGGGUCUUUCCAUCUCUGCUCUACUGACUCCACCAUCGGCAACAGCGUGGAGUGGCCCCCUUCUGGUCACAGGGCAGCCCUAGCGGUUGGGGGAGCGAGGGGUAGAAGAAGUGGUUGAGAAGCAGUCGGCCUCUGCACACGCCCCUUCUUUGAGGCUCUCCCCCAAGGCGAGCAACUCUUCAAGCGCCCUCCUCCGCCAACUUCCCCCUUCUUGAACACAUCAGCCUGUCAUUCUGGGGCAGUGGAAGUUCCCCAAGAGCAGUCAGGCCCUGGCCAAGGCAGGGCCAGCUCUUCUGAGGGUCUUGAUGGGGCCCACAGCGAGCUUUAAAAACCUAACAAAGCAGGGGUUCAGUUAGUGAAAAUGAGUUGGGCCUUUUUUUUUUCCCCUUUAUAUUUUAAAGACAUUUUAUUGGGAAAAAGAAAGAUAAGGAGAGGCACCUGCACAGACAGGUGGGCAGGAGAGCUGCUGCUGCUUUGUAAAGGGAAAUUGUGGGGGGAAAACACCGUCACAAUCAUAGUUGGCCUGGAGCUGCCAACUUGGGUCUCUAUAAGGUGCAAGGUCGGGAGCCAUUGAAAUGUUUUAAGUAGGAAGUGACCUGAUCAGAUUUGUUUUAUUUUUUCUGAAAGACCAUGCUAGCAGCUACACUGAGAGAGAUGAGCAGGGCCAGAAGCAGGGCACCCCUAUAGGAGAUGACAGGCACAAGGAGGUUUCUUGUCAUGGCUGAACCCCAUUUCCUGUGUGUAGGCUGACCCCUGCCUGGCCUUCACUUCUCCUGUUCCUGCCUUGAACACACCCUUCUCUCUGUUCUGCCACCUGGGCCUUCUUGAGGUCUUUGGGCAAGUGGGGUUCCUUCUUGCCUCCUUGCUGCUCUGCUUUCUAGAUUGCUCUCAGCCACCCCUUCUUUCCCUUUGCCGAAUAACUUCUGUCUUAGCCUUCAGAUGUCAGCUCCCCUCUCACCUCUGACUUUUCUUCUAGAAAGUCUUUGUCCUUAAUCAUCAGCUCCUUGUUCUCUUCCACAGCACACAACUGGAAUUGUGUGAGUGAUUCGUUGUGUGGUGCCAGGUGCAAGGUUGCAUGAGAACAGGGACCUUAUCUGUCUUGUUUACCACUGUCCACCGCCCCCCUCCCAACCCUGUGCUAAGAAUGGGGCCUGUUAACAUAGGAAGUGCUCAAGAGAUACUAAUCAACCCUGUGCUAAGAAUGGGGCCUGUUAACAUAGGAAGUGCUCAAGAGAUACUAAUCACAGAACAUCUGUGAUUAAAUCGUGUGGUCAGGACAUGCAACCAAGUGUAUCCAGGCUGACUGCCACAGUCACUGUGUUCAGUUAAGUUUAGAGAAAAGAUGACAUGCCUAAAAUGGAGUCACCUACGCUAAGCCCCAUAUCACCAAACUGACUGAAUUAGAGCUUCAUCUUCUCCAAAAAAUAAAGUCUGAAACCAGUCAAGCAGGAACAGCCUGCUCAGACCCCUGCCAGCCCUGAGGAAAGCGACCUUGCCACACCCAUCUGCUGUUUGCUAGGACCUCUGUGUUCCCACUUCGCGUCCCUUUGCUGUGUAUGGCUCCUCCAACUCCUGUCUGCUAGACUUGAAGCUGCCUGAUUUGUGAGUCAUUGAAUAAAGCCAGUAAGAU